Kwoniella shivajii is the source of this 357-nucleotide messenger RNA. RefSeq lists its product as uncharacterized. NCBI's taxonomy places the organism in Eukaryota, Fungi, Basidiomycota, Tremellomycetes, Tremellales, Cryptococcaceae. The transcript has a single exon. The record is from RefSeq and is a predicted model, not a curated record. The coding region runs from base 1 to 357 and encodes 118 amino acids.
AUGAACGAUUCUACUCAUUCCCCAUCGGAUCCCUUUGCACCUCGACUUACACCCACAUUCAACGCGACUCUGGCCCCUCCCACUCCUACCUCGACCAAUACACCGAGAAGCGUGUCUAUCACGAUGGAAGAUUACAUCACAGACGGAGAGGAGAAAGAUCUUGACCUUAAUAUGGUACACGACUUUGGUGGUGGCGAAGGGUUAGGUGUCGAUAUGAGAGAUUUCACAAAUCACGUCGAUGAACAUGAUGAUGCCAAAGAUGGUGUUCUCGGUGAGUACAAUCGAUUUCUAUUACAUAGGCAAUGUGCAAGGACGCCGGCUUACAACAUGAUGCCUCAUUUUCUAUAUCCUUCUUAA